AUGGAGAUCAGCUAUCUGGACAAGCAAAGGGAUAUGAAAAUAGUGCCCCCCAAAGAACUGGGAGGCAAGGUCGUGGUCUGGAGAUGGCAGACGGCCAUCAGGACGCUCCACUCGCUGUGCUCACUCGAUCGAGCUUGCUCUUGGCUCGAUCGAGUUGUGCCUCGAGUUGUUGCUUUCCUUCCUAAAAACCUGUUCCUGCAAGACUUAGCUAAGAAAAACGCAGAUAAGAUAGACAUGGGAAUUCCUCCCAAGUGA
This is a messenger RNA of Microthlaspi erraticum, 255 nucleotides long. NCBI's taxonomy places the organism in Eukaryota, Viridiplantae, Streptophyta, Magnoliopsida, Brassicales, Brassicaceae. The record is from the annotation of a GenBank genome assembly.